Messenger RNA from Papaver somniferum (opium poppy), 1656 nucleotides. RefSeq lists its product as uncharacterized. NCBI's taxonomy places the organism in Eukaryota, Viridiplantae, Streptophyta, Magnoliopsida, Ranunculales, Papaveraceae. The transcript has a single exon. Bases 205 to 1479 code for a protein of 424 amino acids. The record is from RefSeq and is a predicted model, not a curated record.
CUCCAUAAAUUAGGAGUUUUGUUGGGUUUUUUUCAUGUUUUAGAUGUAACUUUUUAUGGCAGAUUCUACGGUUAUUUGAAAGUGGGAGUUUCCUCUUCUCCCUGUUAUCAAACCCUAAAACCAACAUCAGUCCUCCUCACCCAACCCAAACAGAGAGGCAUCAAGAAAAACAAGAUCGAGGAUAAUGAUUUAAAGGAAACCACAAUGCAGUUAACAAGAUCAUCAGCUCCUCCAUAUCUAAAUUUCCGUCUUCUGUUAGUAAUCUUACCUUGUUUUUCAUUCUUACUAUUUUUAUCUCUUUCUUCUAAUAAUAAUAUCUUUUCGACUUUUAACCCUCUCAGAAAUUGUCUUUCUAACCUUUCAUCAUCACCAUCAUCAUAUGCAUUACCUCCUCUUCCAACCAUAUUAAAUUCUUCCGAUAGUAAAUCCAUAUUAUUACGGUCAAGAAUCGCUGUUUGUUUAGUAGGCGGAGCAAGAAAAUUCGAACUCACUGGGCCGUCAAUAGCAGAGAAUAUAUUGAACGUUUACCCUAAUGCAGAUCUUUUCUUAAACUCUCCAUUAGAUAAAGACUCGUUCAAGUUUUCAAUUCUCAAAGACAUUGCUCCAAGAAUCGCUUCGAUUCGCAUUUUUAAACCGACAAAGCUAAACGAGACUGAUUUUCACCGGCGCGUCUUCACUCCAAACGGUUCUCCUAACGGCAUACAGGGUUUGCUUCAAUACUUCAGCCUUGUAGAAGGUUGCCUAACACUGAUCAGCGCCUUCCAAAUACAGAAUAACUUUACCUAUGACUGGAUCGUCCGAACCCGAGUAGAUGGCUACUGGAAUGCUCCACUUGCCCCAGAUAACUUCUUACCAAAUGAUCAUUACCUAGUCCCAUCAGGUUCAAGGUAUGGUGGACGCAAUGACAGACUCGGAAUUGGUAGUCUCAAUUCUUCAAAAGUCGCACUAUCUCGGUUCUCUCUAAUACCACAACUAGACGCAGCAGGGUUUCGUCAACUCAACUCGGAGACUGCUUUCAAAGCUCAACUCACUACUCAAGGUGUAAAGUUCUUUGAAAAUCGUCUUCCUUUCUGCGUAGUAAGUGCUCGCAAGUUCGACUAUCCACCAACUCGGUAUGGUCUCCCUGUUGCAUCAAUGUCGAGCCCGGGUCCACUCAGCGGGGCAUAUUGUAGACCAUGUACACCUGCUUGUGCUGGUCCAUGUGUGGCUGAUAUUAUGGACAUUCUAGCAAUAGGAUGGAGUAGGCUUAAUGCGGAAAAUGGAACGGUUCAGCUUUGUGAUGCUCAUGAUGAGUGGGAAUCCGGCUGGGAGAAUGAUUUUGACCGAUUUGUAGGAGAGAAGCUCGCGGAGCUCAGGAAACGAGUUAACGAGUUGAAAUUCGAAAAAUGUGUGAAUGAUUUUGAUGAGAUGAAGAAACGGACUGUUAAUUGGGAUGCUCCAGCUGCUAAACAGAUUUGUGGAAUUGCUUCAAGACGUUAGUGGUAUUUAUUUUUAUAUUUAGUUUCCGAGUUAUACAUUAUGAACAUGAAUCUAGAAGGGUGCCUUUUGGGUCGCAAGCCCCCAUAAUAUUUUUGAAAUUAUACAUAUUAGAAUACAAAUUUCAAGGCCCAAGACUAGCCUGCUGGCUACAAAUAUUAGAAUACAAAUGGUUGUAUC